Petromyzon marinus (sea lamprey) is the source of this 3521-nucleotide messenger RNA. RefSeq lists its product as uncharacterized. Gene Ontology annotation, molecular function: transmembrane transporter activity. Lineage: Eukaryota; Metazoa; Chordata; Hyperoartia; Petromyzontiformes; Petromyzontidae. The record is from RefSeq and is a predicted model, not a curated record. Gene Ontology annotation, biological process: transmembrane transport.
CAUCCUCCCUCCCUCCUUCCUCCACCCCAGGAUGAUGAGGAACCACGAGGAGAAGCGGCGUAGCUGUGGCUCCCUGCAGCAGCAGCAGCAGCAGGAGGAGGAGGGACUCUGCGGACUGCAGCAGAAGCAGGAGAACUGCGGCGAUGAUGAGGAGGGCGGGGGAGAGGUGCGGGGGAAGGGGCAGCGCGAGGGGGGCUGGAGGAGCUGGCUCGUGGUGGUAGCGGCCACGUGGUGCAACGGCUCCAUCUUUGGCAUCCAGAACUCGUUUGGGGUGCUCUACGUGGCCAUGCUGGAGAGGUUUGGGGACAGCGACGACACCAGCCUGCGCUUCAAGACCGCGUGGGUGGGUUCACUCUCCAUGGGAGUCAUCUUCCUGCUGUCUCCUAUCGUCUCCGUGUGCUCCGACCGCUUCGGCUGCUGCCGCACGGCCGUGGUUGGCUCCACGGUCGCCUUCAUCGGCAUCCUGAGCUCCUCGUUCGCCAGAUCGCUGGCUGAGCUGUACGUGACGUACGGCCUGCUGUUUGCCAGCGGCUGCUCCCUGGCCUACCAGCCGUCCCUGGUCAUCCUGGGCCGCCACUUCACGGCCCGCCUGGGCCUCGUCAACGGCUUCGUCACGGCCGGCAGCAGCCUUUUCACCAUCGUCAUGCCGCUCGUCAUCAAGCACAGCGUCACCUCCAUCGGGCUAGCGCACACCCUGCAGUUCAUGAGUCUCUUCAUGAUUGGACUCAUCAUGGCGAGCUGCACCUACCUCCCUCCAGCCUGGCACGGCCCCGCGAAGACCCCCCACGCGCUGCCCACGCCCACCAGCGUCAAGGGCAGGGUCGUGCACACGGCUCGCGUGCUGUGGGAGUUGUCCCGGGGCGACGCCGCCGUGUCUCCCGGCGUCCCCGCCGACGCCGCUUCCCCGGGGGGGCGGGGGGAGACUCCCCCCCCUCCCCCGGGGGGGUCCCCCUCCACGUGGUCACGCCGCCUCUCCCGGUGCCUGCGAGUCUUCGACUGGAGCCUGUGGCGUCUCCCCUCCUACCGCACCUGGGCCCUCGGCGUGCCGCUCGCUCUCUUCGGAUACUUCGUUCCCUACGUGCACCUGAUGAAGCACGUGGAGGAGAGAUUUCCCGACGAGCAGGGGGAGGUCCUCCUCAUCUGCAUCGGGGUGACGUCCGGAGUGGGGCGCCUGGUGUCCGGUCGCGUGGUCGAUCUCAUUCCCGGGGUGAACAAAGUCUUCCUGCAGGUGAUAUCGUUUGUGUUGAUGGGGUUGUUCUCCAUGCUGCUCCCCCUGUGCCCCGCGUGGGCUGCCCUCAUCGCACUCUGCCUCGCCAUGGGUCUCGUGGAUGGCUGCUUCAUCUGCGUCAUGGCCCCCGUCGCCUUCGAGCUGGUGGGGCCGGCCAGCGCCUCGCAGGCCAUCGGCGGCCUCCUGGGCCUGAUGGCCGUGCCCAUGACGGCAGGGCCCCCCAUCGCCGGCAUCCUGCGAGACCGCUUGGGCUCGUACGACAUCGCCUUCUACCUGGCCGGCGUGCCACCGCUCCUGGGCGCCAUGGUGCUGAGCACCGUGCCGUGGUUUCACCGCCGCCGCCUCGGCCGGCAAGGGCGACGGCCGUCGGGGGACUCGGCCGGCGAGGGAGACGCGGGGACCGGCGGGGCGGCGGUCGUCGCACUCCUGCGUCGUCCUCCCGCGGGGCGCGCCGACGACGCAGGAGACGCGGAGCUUGAUCACAACGAGAACCCGGAGCCCCUUCCCGACGAGAGGGCGGCGGGCGGUGCACGCGGGGAGACUCUGCGAUUGGUGGGGAGCCGGGAGCCGGAUCGGGAUCCCGAUCCGGAUUGUAAAGGGAAAACCUCUCCGGGUCUUGGCGAUGAGGAGGAGGAGGAGGAGGAUAAAGAUCCGGCGGGGGAUCGGAGCCCGGAGCCGCGGAGAGAGCCGGGAGAGAGCCCGGAACCGGAUGUCGUGGGAGACACGGAAGCCGGUGAAAACCCGGCGUCGGAUCGCGAAGGGAGCCCGGAGGCGCUUCGACGAGGGGAGAGCCGGGAACCGGACGUCGGGAGAGACUCUCAAACGGAUCAAAACCCGGCGCCGGAUCAGAGUCCGGAGCCAGUUCGUGAAGAGAGCCAGGAACCGGACUUCAAGGGAGACCCGCAGCACGGUCAAAACCCGGCACAGGAUCAUAAAGGGAACCCGGCACCUGAUCGGGAGCCAGCACCGGAUCGUGAGGAAAACCAGGGACGGGGAUCCAGUGAAACCCAGGUGCCGGAUGGGAAUCCAGGAGUGGCCGAAAACCCGGAACCGGAGCGCGAGGGAAACGGGCGACUGAUCGAAAGCCCGGCAUUGGAUCGCGAAGGGAAUUCGGAACCAUUUCCCGGAAACCAGGAGCCGGAUAAAAUCCCAGAACCAGAUCUCAAAGAGAACGCGGCCCUGGAUGUGAAUCGACCCGGGCCGGACCUCGAGAGCAGCCCAGAUCCGAAGACGCCGGAUCGCUCGCUCGGGAUUUAAACACAGCCGUGAAUUCCAGAGUUCUCGGAGCCAGUCAAUUAAACUAAACUUACAAAUAUACAACUAUCUAUUUUUUUUUAUUUUACCAGGGCGUAAGGCCCCACUGAGCUCGUAUGUAGCUCUGUUUUCAGAAGCGGCCUGCCCAUCACAAACGAUAGCAGCUCAACCACGUGAUGGAUCAUCAUCAUCAUCAUCACGUGCACAUUCAUAGCAACAGCCACAUACUCUAAACGCGUGAUGAACAUUUCUUCUAAAUGUGAAGGCGGGAAAAAAACCGCGGGACCUUGACAAAAAAAUCCACGUGUACCACCAGGGGGCGAGAGAGACACAGACUCCAAAUACGCAGAAGGCGUCAGGGUCCGGGAUUGAACGCGCAACCUCCUGUAUACCGGGCGAGGGCGUUAACAUUUCCGAGCCACCGUGACUUCAGGUUUACAAUUCAGUGUCGGAGUAAAAGUAACAAACAAAAAAAUCAAAACGUGGAACUUGAGGACGUGAAGCGGCAGCCACUUAUUCGUGACGUUGAGUCUAAAUGUGAAAAACCGGAUCGCAACGGAGAAGAAUCCUCGCGACCACGGAGGGAGAGAGAGACACCGCAAACUCCAAAUAUACAGCAGCAGGCGUCAGGGUCCGGGAUCGAACCCACGACCUGCUGUGUCACCGGGUGAGGUAGUCAACAUCUCCUAGCCACCGUGGCAUCAAGUUUACAAGUUACCCCUGGAAUCUCCUGGGUCUCUGCAAGGGUCAAGCAGAAUGCCUGGUCCACUAUCAGCGUCCGGCCACUGCCUUGGAUCUGGAAUCCAAGGCAGCUGUUGUGUGGUAUUGUAUUGUAAUGAUAGUUGUGCUUGUAUGGGUAAUUGUGGUAUGUGUUCUAUUGUUGUGGCAUUUGUAUUGUUGUGUGGUGUUUCAUUGUUGUGUGGUAUUGCAUUGCUCUAUUUGUAUUGUGGUAUUGUUUUGUGGCGUUGCAUUGGUGUGUGGUGUUGCAUUGUUGUGGUAUUGCAUUGUAUUGUAUUGUGUUAUUGCAUUGUUGUGUGGC